CGAGUGUGUGUGUCACGCCUAGACCACGGCUAUGUUACAGAGAACGAUCAUAUAGCACCGCCAUCAUGGAUACCGAUUUCGACGAAACAUAUGUUCUACUUCUCCUCGCAGACUCUAAUCUACCCACGGGCUCAUUCGUCGCGUCCUCUGGGUUCGAGUCCUAUGAAACGCAUGGAUUCUUAUCUCUUCCAUCCACAUCAAAUGCGGGAAAGGGAAGAGCAGCUACGGCGGGCACAGUCGCCUUCAUUCAAGACAGCCUGCAUACCUACGCCCGAAGUGCUCUUCCAUUUGUUUCAGAUGCCCAUCGCGCAGUAGAUGCAUUCAAGAAUCUCAAGGGCAAGCUAGACAUCGGCCAUGACGCUACAAUCAAGAAAUUGCUUGAGCUGGACGAGCUGUACGAAACCAUGACACUCAAUCAUGUAGCUAAGCGCGCCUCGAAAGCCCAGGGGGUAGCACUCCUCACACUAUACACAAAAGGGUUUGCUCGCCCUUCAGGCCCCAGUGAUGAAGACCAUCUCUCAAAGAGCUUGACCGUCCUUAUCGAUCGUCUGAAAUUGAUGGUUCGCGGAGAAGAGACGCAUGGCCAUCUACCCAUGUGCUGGGGCGUGCUGACCGGUGCUCUUGGGAUAUCACUUUUGCGAGCGCAGCACCUUUUUCUAUUUCUCCAUGCACGUUCACUUCUCUCCUCAGCGAUUCGUUUGAAUACGAUAGGACCCUACAGUUCCCAGCAACUUUUGCUCCACUCAGUGAGACCACUGGUCGAGGAGGAAGUGUCACAGAAUAAGGAUAUGCAUACCGGAAUUUUUAUGGACAUGCAUCACAAUGAUGUAGAUAAUCGGCCUGCUACGACAUGGCCCCUUGGCGAAAUCCUCGCUGUUCGACAUGAUUUACAGCACUCGAGAAUAUUUAAUAGCUGAUGAGAACUGUACGUCGCUUUUUAAACUUGGUGGAAGAUGAAUUUCCCUUAUACAGCUACC
This is a messenger RNA of Suillus discolor, 977 nucleotides long. RefSeq lists its product as uncharacterized. Bases 66 to 917 code for a protein of 283 amino acids. NCBI's taxonomy places the organism in Eukaryota, Fungi, Basidiomycota, Agaricomycetes, Boletales, Suillaceae. Gene Ontology annotation, molecular function: nickel cation binding. The transcript has 2 exons. The record is from RefSeq and is a predicted model, not a curated record.